AAAACAACCCUUUACAAAAAAAAAAAGGUAUGGUUGUCCACAGAGAAAUCGUCGACCAAGUUUCCGGCUGGCUCACGCUCUACGACGACGGUUUUGUUGAUCGGACAUGGACCGGACCACCACAAUUCAAGUUCAUGUCCGAUGCCGUACCACCACACCACCAUUUCAUCGACGGCGUUGCUGUUCAAGAUCUUUUCAUUAACGACGACGAUGACGGCCUUCGUGUCAGAGUUUAUCUGCCGGAGAAACCAGAGGAAAAGAAGCUGCCGAUAAUCUUGCAUUUCCAUGGUGGAGGAUUUUGUAUCAGCGAAGCCGAUUGGUUCAUGUAUUAUAAUAUCUACACACGUCUUGCCCGUGAAGCUGGAGCCAUAGUGGUCAGCACCUACCUCCGUCGUGCGCCGGAGCACCGCCUCCCUGCCGCCAUUGACGACGGCUACGCCACCCUUCUCUGGCUACAAGACUUGGCAAACCAUAAAACCCACCAACCUUGGCUGUCUUCGAAAGGAGACUUCAACCGUGUUUUCCUCAUCGGAGACAGCUCCGGUGGGAACAUAGUACACCAGGUGGCGAAAAAGGCAGCCGGAGAAAACCUCCAUCCACUGAAACUCGCCGGAGCAAUCCCGAUUCACCCUGGGUUUCUCCGAUCGGUUAGAAGCAAAUCAGAAUUGGAAAACCCACAAACUCCUUUUUUGACUCUGGACAUGUUGGAUAAGUUUCUGAAACUGGGGUUGCCGGAAGGAAGCACGAAAGACCACCCGAUAACAUGUCCGAUGGCGGAGCCGCUGCCGGAGUUGGAUUUUCCGCCGUAUCUGCUGUGUGUGGCGGAGCAGGAUCUUGUGAUAGAGACGGAGAUGGAGUUUUACGAAGCCAUGAAGAAAGGUGGAAAGAAGGUUGAAUUGAUGGUAAGUGAUGGAGUUGGACAUAGCUUUUAUCUGAACAAGAUCGCCAUUGAUGUCGACCCAAAAACUUCCGAACAAACCGAUAAGUUGAUCCAAAAGAUCUCCCACUUCGUUGAAAACCAUUAAUCAAAUUGUUGUAUCGAUCUUAAUUUCCAUAUAUUAAUUAAUUAAUAAUUAAUA
Molecule: messenger RNA, 1079 nt
Organism: Cynara cardunculus var. scolymus (artichoke)
Lineage: Eukaryota; Viridiplantae; Streptophyta; Magnoliopsida; Asterales; Asteraceae
Product: probable carboxylesterase 17
Exons: 1
Coding region: 30-1025 (331 amino acids)
Molecular function (GO): hydrolase activity
Source: RefSeq, a predicted model, not a curated record